UCUUAUGGACCUUGGCCGCUCUCAGACUUCUCUCUGACCGUAAUAAGGCAAUGUUUGUUCUUAGUUCUAACCUUACUCGAAAGAUGAUGUAACCUGACCUAACCCUUCCCGAAUGAAUCAGUUGUGUAUGUACGAUCGCGUUAUCAAGCGUGUAGUCAAGCUCAGAUGACAUAUCACAAGAAAGAUUCCCGCCGUUCGAAAGUAAGAGGUUUCCGACAAACCAAAGCAAUACAUGAUGAACGUACAAACAAGACACCCUUACGAAGGUUUGCUGCACAAGUACACAAAUGCCAUGAAAGGCUGGCAGUAUCGCUGGUUCAUCUUGAGUCCUGAGACCGGUGAACUGCACUACUUCCUCAGUGAGUCUGAAAAAAAUCACAGGCCACGAUGCUCGAUAUAUUUAGCAGGUGCUGUAAUAGCUCCGAGCGAUGAGGAUUCGAAUACAUUCACCGUCAAUUCCGCUACAGGUGAUAUGAUCAAACUACGAGCUACGGACGCACGAGCUCGUCAGGAAUGGGUGGACAAGCUGAGGGCAGUUACAGAGAUGUACACCAGGGCUAUAGCUAGCAGUCAUCCUCCACUGCCACCUCGAGAACAUUCAGGAAAUUCGAGCAGAAAUCCCGUUAUUAAAUUGGAAGUGCUAGAUGCCUUUGCCAAUUGCCAGGAACAAUUGAGGAAAGUGGAGAAACAUAAUCUUGCCUUAGCACAAUCUAUUGAGAACUCGGAACUACAUUUAGACCCGGAUCUCUUAGUUCUCAAAGCUAUGUCACAUACUACUCUACAUACGUUAAGCCAAUGUCUCAAUAUAUUAUAUCAACAAAAUUUGAUAUCACUGAGAAAGAAUGAGGUGACUUCUAUUUGUGCACAUGAUAAUCCCCUUCGAAGAAACAUGUUACAUACCUCAUGUUCCGAGAAACAAGCGAAGGUGCCGGAUGUGAAAAUCGUUACGUUUCCGCCGGAAGAGGAAGCAAGUUCGCUUCCGCCAGGAAAGAUGGUUCUCACAAUGCGGAAAUUCAAUACAAAUGUGCAGGAUAAAAUUUGUGGAUUUCACUUGACUAAGUCAAAAUGGGAUCCGUACCCGUGGGUUGGAUACGUCGAAAAUAACAGUCCUGCCGAUCUAGCAGGAUUUAUAGCUGGCGAUUGUUUAUUGGGCGUUGACGAUGUCGAUUUACUAGGUCUAAAGAUCAAGGAUAUCGCUACUUUGAUUCGUAGCAACGGUGAACACGAUGUGAACUUUUCUAUUUGGAGAUACACGCAUCAGAAAGAAGAACAAAGCAAUAUCGGAUUAGCCUUGAAGGGUCCACUUCCGGAUGUAGCUAGGAAUCUCGCAAAUGCGUUAUCGGGAACGGUCCGCAUCUUAGAAUGUCCGAUUUGUUUGGAAAGUGCUGCGCCCCCGGUCUCGCAAUGUGUUCACGGUCACAUUUUGUGCGUAAUUUGCAGAUCGAAAACAACGCGUUGUCCUGUUUGCAGAGUCCGUCUUGGUCAGGGUCGAUGUCUUCUUGCUGACAAACUGCACAGAAUGCUCCGCGACACUUUCAAUGUGAACAACGACAAAAUUCUGGACAGAACACUUGUCGCAUCCGAUCGUUACAAUUUGCGCGAUGAGUUGUUCGGUAAAAAUAAUAAAAAACAAGAAGCUCCGAUCACCAACCGGUCAAAAACUGAUUAUUCCUCGUUAAAACCAAGACAAUUCUUACUGGCCAGAUUAUUACUUGGUGGCAGAGAAAAAGCUGCUUCCGCAGAAAAUCUGACUAAGGUACCUGAAAUGUCAGAGGAAACGACAAUAAUUUCUAAUAAAAUAACAGACAGUAACAGUUUGAGUGUACGAUUGUCGUUAAAUAAUCGUACCAAGUCUGCCAGUACCGGCGAGUUGUCAAGAGACAGCACAACUCGUGUCGAUGACGCGUCUUCGCAAAAUGUUGAGUUAUCCGCGACGAACACAAGUCAGCAGUCGCUGAGCUUGCCACAGACGCCAGUAUGGAGCGGCUCCGUGGAUUCUAUGUCUUGUAUAUAUCUGGCGUGUCCUCUCUUGCAUUCUUGCAGGGAAGUGGUCACGUCCGACUCGUUAAUGGAGCAUCUCAGGAGUCACGCUGUGCCGCAAAUUCAUUUUUACUCCGGAAGCGCCAAACUCCCACUACCACUUCCUUUCGGAUGCGAUGCUCUGUACAUAUUGCACCAUGGGAGUAACAUAUUUUUCUUUCAGUGUAAAGAUAAAACCUCAUGGAUGACAUACCCUGGUAAAGCUCAUGCGCACAAUAUGUGGGAAUGGACAUUACAUGCUUUGGAUAACAAUACGGAAGUGCGAUGGCGAAGAUAUGUUGCAAGUCUCGAAGAUCCUUUAACAUUAUCUGCGCAACAUAUUGCACCAUUGUCAGAUACAUUAUUGUCAAGGACUCUCAAUAUUCAAAUAUUAGAAAAUCGAAGUCAUGACAGAUUAUACGUCUAAAAAUAAUAAACAAUGUUCCUUUACCCUCCUCUAUUUUUGAUUUUAGUUAAUUCACUAAUUUUUAAAUUGCAAUUGAAACACCUCAAGCAUCUGAUGUGAAAAAGUAAAAUUUUAUUUUUGUCAUUUCUUAAUAGCUAACAAGGCGUCGCAAAAGGUAACUAUAUUAUAUAUCUUACGUGUAAAGUCGCAUGACUGUAUUUUCCAAUACUUACAUAGAUUAUAUGUAAUUUCGGUAUAACAAACGUAUAAUACUUAUUCUAUGAAAGAAACAUGCAAAAUCUUAAUGUACUAUAAAAUCAUACAAAAAUCUUAAGGGUCCUUGAUACUCUCGUGGCUAUCUUAGAUUUUGUCAGAAGCGUGAAAAUUAUUUUAUUUAGAAGAGAAUAUUUUCGCAUAAACUCACAUUUAAUCCAUAGACAUCAAAAUUCAAGAUGAGCUGCGUGAGUAUCGAGAAACCUUAUUUAACGCAUUCUGUUCUUUUGUAACAGUGUCGUAAAUAUCCUAACACAUAAAGUUGCAACAAUAUCUUAAGUAAUAAAAGACAUUAUUUGAUGUAACUGUAUAUGCUAUAAAACAUUGGCAGUACCGACUGUAUAUAAAUCUUAAUUCAAGAUUUCUUAUCGCUAAGUAAAUCCUAUAAAAAAAAAUCUGUUUACUAAACUCUAACACAAAACUGUUUUGUUUUUUAUUUUAUUGCAUAUUGUAUAGCAAUUUAUUGUAUAAAAUCAUUCUGGUUACUUUUUAACUUCUGAUGGGAUCUAAUAAAUCAUUUUUUUCUAAAGCAUAAAAAAUCAAAUAAUUAAGAUAGUUUAAUCCUGGUUGUAGAUCAGGUAUAAUAGUAUCCAAUUGUUACCAGAUAUGCAAAAAGUAUUUUAAAAAAAUAAAAAAUAAAACUAUAUUAUCAUUUAACCAUUUCCAUGUAAAUAUCGCGCCGCAAACAGCGGAUAAUCUUACGUUAGAGCGUGUCGUAGCUAGAGUUAAUGUAUUAAAGUAUUUUUUAAGGUAUUUUAAGGUAUUUU
This is a messenger RNA of Pseudomyrmex gracilis, 3465 nucleotides long. RefSeq lists its product as uncharacterized. The coding region runs from base 233 to 2446 and encodes 737 amino acids. Gene Ontology annotation, molecular function: ubiquitin conjugating enzyme binding; ubiquitin protein ligase activity. Lineage: Eukaryota; Metazoa; Arthropoda; Insecta; Hymenoptera; Formicidae. Gene Ontology annotation, biological process: multicellular organism development; proteasome-mediated ubiquitin-dependent protein catabolic process. The transcript has 6 exons. The record is from RefSeq and is a predicted model, not a curated record. Gene Ontology annotation, cellular component: cytoplasm.